This is a messenger RNA of Theileria orientalis strain Shintoku, 1887 nucleotides long. RefSeq lists its product as uncharacterized. The transcript has 9 exons. The record is from RefSeq and is a predicted model, not a curated record. Gene Ontology annotation, cellular component: eukaryotic translation initiation factor 2B complex. Gene Ontology annotation, molecular function: translation initiation factor activity; guanyl-nucleotide exchange factor activity; translation initiation factor binding. The coding region runs from base 1 to 1887 and encodes 628 amino acids. Lineage: Eukaryota; Apicomplexa; Aconoidasida; Piroplasmida; Theileriidae.
AUGGAGGCAGUUGUGUUGCACCAAUCGGACCAGUUCUGUAUGGAACCAUUAAACAGCUACGUAGACAUAUUUGAUCUAUACAUCGGAAAUACGUCAAUAUGGACUGAAACAAUGAGUAAUUUAUGGUACAGCGGAGUAAAUAAAGUGUAUUUAUUGGUGGAAUCCUACAAGGUGAACAAGUAUAACCAUUUAUCAACAGAAAGUAAAGCAGGAGGAAAGGAGCCGAAAAUAAAAGUAGAAGUAGUAGGAUUGAACGUGAAGAUGGAAGUAGGAACAGCACUACGUGAAUUCUUUAGACUCCACGGACCAAUGGAACCAUUCAUACUACUGUACAGUAACACACUGUUGACAGUGCCACUGACAGAAGCAGUCGAAUUCCACACAGAGUUGGCAAAAGCAAAUUCAAGUUAUUGCAUGACAGUGUUAUACGUAGAAGAUGAGAAAAAAAGGUUUAGUGGAUUUAAAAACAAUAAAGUAAUAUUGUAUGAUGAAAAGAAUGAGCUGCUGUAUAGCUCAGAUGAAAACGUAAUGGAACUUGAGUCGGAAUUUCUUAAAUCACUCAAGUCGGAACAAAUUAAAAUAAGAUAUGACCUGUAUCAGCCAGGAGUGUACCUGUGUACGAAUUUGAUAAUAGAGACGUUCCUGGAGUUGUUCGACCAGAGCUCAAUGGAGCAGCUGAUAGUGGAAAUGCUAACACAGGAGAUAAAGACGAGUGAGAUGUAUAUGUACACAGUGAAGAACGACCUGAGCUUCCCAGAAUAUCCAGCAGCACUGAGAGUGGAAACGCCGAGAGACUACUACAACGCAUACACUGAGUACGUAAAGAGGUUUAAGAGCAUCGGUGGAACGGGUACUGGCGCCGGCGACACAACGAACACGGCAGGCCGUGGAGGACUGGAGUUAAAUAGUAAUGUGAGUGGAAGUUUAGUAGGUUCAGGAGUUAGAAUUGGGCAAAAUACCAAUAUAACAAACAGCAUAGUGUUUAACAACGUAGUGAUUGGAAGUAACUGUAAAGUAAAUAACGCAAUCAUCAUGAAUAACGUGACGAUAGAGGACAGUGUGACCCUGGAACCAGGGUCAUUAAUAGGGCCAUGUUGCAGAGUUGACAAGGAUCUGAUGAGCAAGAGUGGAAGUACCUACGGUAGUUGUAGUGGUAAUAGUAGUGGUAGUGGUAGUCGUAUUGCUAGUGGUAGUCGUAGUGAAGCUAGCACUAGCAGUGAAGCAGGACCAGUCAGAUGUGCAACCAUGAAAACAAAAUUCUACGAUUUGACCGGAGAAAGAGAAGAAGACGAAGAUGGUAGCGGUAGUAGCUAUGUGUGGGAAGUGGAAGCGUUCAUUGCUAAUCCGUUGAAUAAAAUAGGCUCACAGUACUACGAUCACGUGACAUUUACAAUGCCAGACUCGGCGGAAUCGACAUCAGAUUACGAGGAUUCAGAAGACGAUGAAGAAUACGAUUCAGAAGAGCUGGCGGAAAUGGUCCACGAAGCACUGGAAGACCCGAAGAACCUGGAAAACAAGCUGCUGGAAAUAAGAAGUCUCAGAGUGGCACACAACGUGACAGAGCACGACACACUGGACCAUAUAUACAAGUACGGAAUAGAAUGGUUAGUGGAGGAACAAGUGCAAGAACUGAUUGAAAUAGUGGAGUCGGCACGGAUGAAUAAACUGCUGGACGCGUUCGCAUCAAAGCUGGCGCGGGAGACGUACUACGACAAUACGCUCAGCAUGUGUAGCAAGCAUGGCAAAUCGCAACUCUUCUUCUGCCAAAUGUGCGAGGCGCUGUAUCACACGGACGUCCUGGAGUUCGAGGGGUUCGAAAAGUGGCUGGAAGAAAAGAACCUGAAGGAAGAUCGCCUGGUUUCAUUCGCAAAAUGGGUGGAAUCCUGA